CUCCCGCCUCGCCCCCGCCGUCACCCCUGGCACACGGCCCCGCGGCCGCCGAGCGCGGCCAGCGGCCCCGGGGAGGCGGCGGGGGCAGUGCCGGUGCCACCGCAGGCAUCUGGAAGGCUCCUGCUCGCCCGCCCCCCGCCGCCCGGACCCUCUCCCCUAUAAAUACAGGCGGCGGUGCCCGGCGAGCACAGAGCGUGGGGCCAUGCUGGGGCUGUGGGUGCUGCUCUGGGGGUCCCUGGCCCUGCGCGGCCGCGCCGACACCGCGUUCCUGCGCCGCGCCCCUGACAGCGCCGGGCACUGCACCUACUCCUUCACGGUGGCCAGCCCCGUCGAGGCCGCCUGCCCCGAGGCUGCCGGCGGCGUGCCCGAGCUGCGGGCGGAGCUGGCCGCGCUCGCUGCCCGCCUGAGCCGGCUGGAGAGCCGGGAGCGGGCAGGGGGGGGCGCGGGGCCCGGCGGGGCGCGGGAGCCCCAGCAAGUGUCGGCGGCCGUGCGGCUGGAGGCUGCCUACGGGGAGCUGCUGCGGGCCAAGGCCCGGCUGGAGGAGGAGAAGGGGCAGCUGGAGCGGGAGAAGGAAGAGCUGGGCAGGCGGCUGGAGAGCAGCGCCCAGGAGAUCACCCGGCUGCGGGCCGGCCGCUGCCCCCCCGGCAGAGACGGGCCCGGCCGCGACACCCUGCGCCCCCCCGGCAAGGCGCCCCGCUGGGAGCCGCAGCCCCUCACCUUCCAGGAGCUGCAGUCGGAGCGGACGGAGGUUCCCGUGUCCCGGCUGCUGGAGGAGACGGCGCUCGGCCGCCCGGGGGGCGCGGACUCAGGCUGCGGAGAGCUCGUGUGGGUGGGAGAGCCCGUGGUGUUCGGCCGGGCGGACUCCAUCGCUGGGAAGUACGGCGUGUGGAUGAAGGACCCCGAGCCCGUGCCCCCCUUCACGCGGGACACCACGUGGCGCGUGGACGCGGUGGGCACCGAGGUGCGGCAGCUCUUCCAGUACGAGGAGGCCGAGCAGCUGGCCCGGGGCUACCCCGCCAAGGUGCACAUCCUGCCGCGGCCCCUGGAGAGCACGGGGGCCGUCAUCUACCGCGGCGGGCUCUUCUUCCAGCCCCGCCACUCGCGCUCCGUGGCCCGCUACGACCUGCGGGGAGAGACCGUGACGGCCGAGAGGGAGAUCCCCGGUGCCGGCUACCACGGGCAGUACCCCUACUCCUGGGGCGGCUACACCGACAUCGACCUGGCAGUGGACGAGACGGGGCUCUGGGUGAUCUACAGCACCGAGAGUGCCCGGGGGGCCAUCGUCCUCUCCAAGCUGGACCCGCAGACGCUGGAGAUCCGCCGGACCUGGGAGACCAACAUCCGCAAGCGGGGAGUGGCCAACUCCUUCCUCAUCUGCGGCACCCUCUACACCGUCAGUAGCUACUCGGCUCCCAACGCCACCAUCAACUUCGCCUACGACACGGCCACGGGCGCCAGCCGGGCCCUCAGCAUCCCCUUCGAGAACCGCUUCCGCUACCUCAGCAUGCUGGACUACAACCCCUCCGAGCGGCAGCUCUUCGCCUGGGACAGCUUCAACAUGGUCACCUACCCCGUGCGCCUCUCCCAGGCGUGAGCUGGGGCUGGGAACGCGCCGCCUCAGCCCCCGGGACCCCCGUGUGUGCCUUGGCAUCCUGCUUUGCUCCGCAGCUCCCCCGGCACGGCCGGGAGCACCGGCCUUGGACAGCCCCGGGUGAGGGAGGGGCCGCCCGGGUCUCUGCUGGCACCUGCAGCGACACCCCCGUGCACUCGAGGGCAGCAGGGAGAGAUGAAGUGCUGCUCCAGAGCCUGGCGGAGCCAGAGAAACCUCUCCCCAGCCUCGGUGGGUUUCGGUUGGGUCACCGCAGCACCCAGCCCGGAGCUACUCAGG
Molecule: messenger RNA, 1888 nt
Organism: Empidonax traillii (willow flycatcher)
Lineage: Eukaryota; Metazoa; Chordata; Aves; Passeriformes; Tyrannidae
Gene: MYOC
Product: myocilin
Exons: 3
Coding region: 203-1594 (463 amino acids)
Biological process (GO): osteoblast differentiation; signal transduction
Cellular component (GO): Golgi apparatus
Source: RefSeq, a predicted model, not a curated record